Molecule: messenger RNA, 1396 nt
Organism: Nanorana parkeri
Lineage: Eukaryota; Metazoa; Chordata; Amphibia; Anura; Dicroglossidae
Gene: GRTP1
Product: growth hormone regulated TBC protein 1
Exons: 9
Coding region: 139-1164 (341 amino acids)
Source: RefSeq, a predicted model, not a curated record
CGGCAGGGUAGAGAGUGCGGUGCUGUGGGGGGUGAAAUGGCCAGAAGGGUUCACUGGUGGAGGGCUGAGCGCUAACACGACGUCUGGCCCGCUCUACAGGUAUCUGCUGUAUGCCUUUCCAUAAUAAAUCGGGCACCAAUGGAAACCAAGGAUGAGACUGCUAAGGACAGAAUACCCAGGAUUGAUGUCUAUGGAUUUGAAAGGCCUAAAGGAUUCGAUUACACAUUUUAUGAAGACUUUAAUUCCAGAUACUUGGUAGUUCUCACCAGAAGAGCUAUAAAAUGGUCAAAACUCUUGCAAAAGUCUACAGCUGUUGAGAAGAGCCUGAAAGUAAAGAGAUAUAUUAGGAAAGGCAUUCCUAAUGAACAUCGCUGCCACGUGUGGAUGUUAGUGAGUGGAGCACAGGCCCGAAUGGAGAAGAACCCAGGAUACUAUCAUAAUGUAUUAGUGGAGGGAAAGAAGAAUGCAAAGCUUGUGGAUGCUGUUGUCACAGAUUUGAACAGAACAUUUCCUGAUAAUGUGAAGUUCCGUAAAGAUGCAAGCCAUUGUUUACAGCCAACUCUACACAAUGUUUUAGUGGCUUAUGGCCACCAUAAUAGCAGUGUGGGCUAUUGCCAGGGUAUGAAUUUUAUCACUGGAUACCUUAUUUUGGUUACUAAAGACGAAGAAAAGGCCUUCUGGUUGUUAGAUGCUCUUCUUGGACAAAUUUUGCCCGAUUAUUACAGCCCUGCGAUGAUCGGUCUUAAAGUAGACCAGGAGGUCCUGGGAGAUUUCGUAAAAUUGAAGAUCCCAGCUGUGGCUGAUUUAAUGGAGAAACAUGAUGUGAUGUGGACUCUUGUGGUCUCCCGAUGGUUUAUUUGCUUGUUCAUAGACAUUCUUCCGGUAGAGACUGUGCUCCGAAUAUGGGACUGUUUAUUUUACGAGGGAUCGAAAAUAAUUUUUCGAGUAGCCUUAACACUAAUAAAACAGUACCAAGCUUUCAUAUUGGAAAGCCAAAACUUCCCAGAUGUGUGUGACAAGUUCAAGGAGAUAACCAAAGGACAGUUAGUCACAGAAUGCCACCUCUUCAUGCAGAAAAUCUUUGUUGAGCCAGGAAGUUUAUCGAGAACUACGAUAAACAAGCUACGAGAGAAACACCGAUCACAGUUACUAACUCAGGAAUAAUGGCAGAUUGGACAAUUCUGAUCAAUGCAUUCCUUCAAUAUAAUGUUUGCACAGAUUAUCCCCUCCCUAUGUGGUGGAGUACAAUAUGCUGUAUAUAGCAAGGUGAAAUCCUGGCAGUGAGGGGUUAACAAAUGACACUGACUGUUAGCACAGGUCUUAGACCUGUCUAAGUGCUUUAAUCACUUGUUUUGUACUGUACUGGUAGACUUGACCAGUUUUUUUUUGUGUGUGA